Cordyceps fumosorosea ARSEF 2679 is the source of this 618-nucleotide messenger RNA. RefSeq names its product NAD(P)-binding domain protein. NCBI's taxonomy places the organism in Eukaryota, Fungi, Ascomycota, Sordariomycetes, Hypocreales, Cordycipitaceae. The transcript has a single exon. The coding region runs from base 1 to 618 and encodes 205 amino acids. The record is from RefSeq and is a predicted model, not a curated record.
AUGGACGCGCACUUCCCCUCGCCGCCGGCCAACCUCGUCGUGCUCGCCGGCAACGCGCACGACACGGCCGCCGUGGCCGCGUGCCUUGCCCACCCCUUGGACCCGGCGCGCCUCGUCGACGCCAUCCACGUAUCGGUCGGCGGGCAGCUGAACCUGCGCACGCGCACGCUCGACGACCCGACCGUCUGCGACCGCGCGACCGAGUGCGUGCUGGCGGCGCUGGCGAGUCUCCGCGGAGCCGGUCGCGAGGGGCGGCCGCUGUACACGGCCAUCAGCACCACGGGCGUCUCACGCUUCGGCCGCGAUGUGCCGCUCGGCAUGCUGCCCAUGUACUGGUGGCUGCUGCGCCAACCGCACGCGGACAAGGAGAGGAUGGAGGCGCGGUUGGCGGCGAGCGGCGAGCGGGUGCUUAUGGUGCGGCCGAGCUUCUUGAAGGACGAGGUGCGGCCGGAGAGGCGCGUGCGCGUCGGCGUGGAGGAUGUGGUCGAGGGCGUCGAGGUCAAGCAGGUUGGGUAUUUCAUCUCCAAGGAUGACGUCGCGCGCGGGGUGCACGAAAAUCUGCUGCGGGAGCCGGACGGGUGCAAGUAUGAGGGCAAGGCGGUGUCGCUUUCGUGGUGA